Molecule: messenger RNA, 1425 nt
Organism: Ostrinia nubilalis (European corn borer)
Lineage: Eukaryota; Metazoa; Arthropoda; Insecta; Lepidoptera; Crambidae
Product: enolase-like
Exons: 1
Coding region: 84-1385 (433 amino acids)
Biological process (GO): glycolytic process
Cellular component (GO): phosphopyruvate hydratase complex
Molecular function (GO): magnesium ion binding; phosphopyruvate hydratase activity
Source: RefSeq, a predicted model, not a curated record
CAAGUUAAUUUCACUUCCAAAAUAUUUUUGACCAAAAUAAUACAGAAUUUAUUUUUUUAAAUUUUUAUUUAUUUAUUAUAAAAAUGCCUAUUAAAAUUCUACUUGCGCGGCAAAUAUUCGACUCGACUGGGGUGCCGACGGUGGAAGUGGACAUGGUGACCGAGCUCGGGCUGUUCCGCGUCGGCGUGCCCUCCACCGACAACAAGAAGCUGGCCGAGGCCGUGCAGCUGCGCGACAACAACCCCGCCGAGUACCACGGCAUGGGCGUCAGCAACGCCGUCAAGAACAUCAACACCAUCAUCGCGCCCGAACUCAUCAAGCAAAACCUCGAAGUCACCAUGCAAAAAGAAAUCGACCAAUUCAUGAUCUCGCUGGACGGCACAGAAAACAAGUCCAGACUGGGCGCCAACGCCAUCAUGUGCGUCUCCCUCGUGGUGGCCAAAGCUGGAGCCGCCAAAAAAGGCGUCCCCCUGUACAGGCACAUCUCUGACAUGGCCGAAGUCACGACAAUCAUUCUUCCAGUCCCGCACUUCACGAUACUGACCGGCGGCGUCAUGGCUUCGAACGGUCUGCCCUUUCAAGAGUACUGCAUAAUGCCAACUGGAGCAUCUUCGUUUAUGGAUGCGAUGAAAAUCGGCACGGAAAUAUAUCGCUACGUCAAAAACAUAAUACGUUCCAAGUACAAAAUCGAAAAUAUCUAUGUCAGUGAUAGCGGCGGAUUCGCGAUACCUCUGGAGAGUCAUCGAGAUGCGCUCCUUUUCCUGACAGACGCGAUCAAGCAGUGCGGCUACGCAGGCAAAGCCGAGAUAGCUAUCAACGCUUCUGCAACCGAUAUGUUCAAAGACGGCGCCUACGAUUUAGAGUUCAAGAAUCCCAAUUCCAACCCGCAAGAAUAUAUGUCUUCGGAUAAACUUGCUGAAAUAUACCUGGAUAAUAUAAAGGAGUUUCCCGUGUGCUCAGUGGAAGACGGUUUUGAGUUCGAUGACUGGGCUGCGUGGUCUAAUUUGACUGCGCGUACGCAGAGUCAGGUGUUCGGGAACGAUUUGACUCAGACGAAUUUGAGGAGAGUGGGUUUGGCGGUGGAGAAGAAGGCGGGGAACGCCGUGGCGUUGCGUUUGAACCAGGCGGGUACGCUGAGUGAGGUGAUUGAGUGUUACAAGUUGUUGAAGGCGAACCAGUUCGGCAUAGUGGUGGUGGACCGGUGGGGGGACACGGAGGACCUGUUCCUGGCGGACCUGGUGGUGGGCCUGUCGGCAGGGCAGAUCAAGUGCGGGGCGCCCGCGCGCAGUGAGCGCGUCGGCAAGUACAACCAGAUCCUCCGGAUUGAGGAGGAGCUGGGCGCACUGUCUAAAUAUGCCGGAAAGAAUUAUCGUGGUCAGAUGUAAUAUUAUACAGAAUUUUCAAUAAAACUUUUAAUUUAUUGAA